Messenger RNA from Arabis nemorensis, 210 nucleotides. NCBI's taxonomy places the organism in Eukaryota, Viridiplantae, Streptophyta, Magnoliopsida, Brassicales, Brassicaceae. The record is from the annotation of a GenBank genome assembly.
AUGGAAAGCUUCGCGAGCUUCUCAGGCGCCGGAGAAGCGUUUCAAAAAGAAUUGCAGCAUAUGAUGUAUGGAUUUGGUGACGAGCCAAACCCGCUUCCAGAGACUGUGGCGCUUGUAGAAGACAUUGUUGUGGAAUACGUCACAAAUUUGGUUCAAGAUGAAACCAUUAGGAACCGUGAAAUACAUUUUGUCACGGGAGAGUCAUACUAA